This is a messenger RNA of Cooperia oncophora, 582 nucleotides long. NCBI's taxonomy places the organism in Eukaryota, Metazoa, Nematoda, Chromadorea, Rhabditida, Trichostrongylidae. The record is from the annotation of a GenBank genome assembly.
AUGACAGCGAACGAACAUCUGCAAGAACAAGAGGAAGUCAGAGCCACAAUGAUUGCACUCAGUUCUUGUUCUCAAUGCGAUCCAUUGGGAACGUCGUCUUGUGAAAAAGGCCCACAUGGAUUCAUCUGCGUCUGUAAACCAAACUGGGAGGGGUCAUACUGCCGACAAAUGCCGAAUCAGUGCGCACUGAGUCACCUUGAGUGUGGAGAGAACGGCAACUGUACUUCGGAAAUCGACAGAGCAUUUUGUUCAUGCAGUGAGAAGUAUGUCGGAGAGCAUUGUCAGAUUGCGGUGAACAAUAUCACGUUCGAAUCAGCAAACGAGAAUUCCCAAGCGUUCUGCCAGAGCCUUCGAUCCUUAACCGUACUCCUCGCAGCCAUCGUAGCUCUUCUAUUUCAACAUCCAGCAAUCUUUGGCAUUGCGCCGAUGCAGUGCAAGACGUGGUUCUAUAUUGCAACCAUCUGUUUUUCUAUUGGUGGGUAUCUACUGUUCGAUGAACAGCUGGUAUUGGCUAGUUUGUUAGAAAGGGUACCCAUCAGUGAAGAUCAAGAGGAUGCUGCGGAGACUAAGGCAAAAGGGUAA